AUGGCUUCAGGACACGGUCUCCACGGCGGUCCCUCCCGCUGCUACCCCUUCUGGCAAGAGGUUCUUGGGUGCUAUGUUGUGAACUCAGGGGAGGGUGAAGCUGGCAAGAAGAAGUGCGCUCCCGCGCUGGAAGAUUACUAUGAGUGCCUCCACCACCGGAAAGAGGCUCUCCGUACGAUGAAGAUGCAGGCCGCGUACCGCAAGGCAGAGGCUGCUCACCCACGUGAGAACGCCCCCAAGGCCGAGCAGAUCCGCAGUCUGGGUCUGCUAGGAAAGGAGGAAGAGGCAAAGGCUGUUCUCGCCGCUCAGCGGUCAUAG
Molecule: messenger RNA, 318 nt
Organism: Penicillium oxalicum
Lineage: Eukaryota; Fungi; Ascomycota; Eurotiomycetes; Eurotiales; Aspergillaceae
Exons: 3
Coding region: 1-318 (105 amino acids)
Biological process (GO): mitochondrial respiratory chain complex I assembly
Source: RefSeq, a predicted model, not a curated record